Striga hermonthica is the source of this 1644-nucleotide messenger RNA. The record is from the annotation of a GenBank genome assembly. NCBI's taxonomy places the organism in Eukaryota, Viridiplantae, Streptophyta, Magnoliopsida, Lamiales, Orobanchaceae.
AUGGUUUCUUUGAACGAGUGGCGAGUUUUCUCGAGUGUAGUAUUAAUAGUUAUCUGUUUGAGCUUUGCGUGUGGUGCCGAGUCCAUUAGUGUUACUGACCAUGGCACGGUUUAUAUUGAUGCGAUAAAACGUAUUGCUAAGACUGAUAGCCAUUUUAUAUGUGUGAAUAUCGACAUGUGGCCGCCGGCCAAGUGUGACUAUGGCGUUUGUAGCUGGGGCAACGCUUCUCUUCUAACCGUGGACCUCAACAAUCCAAUCCUCAUCAAUGCCGUUAAAGCAUUUUUGCGCGUAAGGUUAAGACUAGGAGGCACCCUGCAAGACAGAUUGACCUACCAAACUUCAAGGACCUCUCCAUGCUCCGUUUUCACCUAUAACCCGUCUUAUUUGUUUAACUACACCGAUGGAUGCUUGUCGUUGGAUAGAUGGGAUCAAAUAAAUUCCUUCGUCAAACGAACAGGGGCUAUCCCGAUUUUCGGACUCAAUGCUCUUGCUGGAAAGAUAGUACACCCACAUCCCGAACCUCUUACUCCUUUGGACCCGACCACUGCCACCGGUCCAUGGGACCCCACCAAUUCCGAAGAGCUUAUUCGUUACACUCACGAAGAGAAAGAUUAUUACAUGUAUGGCUGGGAGCUUGGGAAUGAAUUGGGAGGAAUACCAGUAGAAGGAGUGAGAGUGGAACCCGAACAAUAUGCAGCCGAUGCGGCAAAUCUUGAGAAGCUAUUAAAACGUAUUUACGUGACAAAGAGGGCAAUCGAUGCUCCAGCCGUCAUUGCCCCCGGAGGGGUAUUCGAAUACGAUUGGUUCAAGAAGUUCAUAACCAAUGAGAGUCGGCCAUCUGGCAUCAUUACCCACCACACCUACCCUCUCGGCUCAGGUGACUGGUACGACACGAACCUCAAGAACAAAAUCCUGAAUGCAAGUGUUCUUGACGAGGGUGCUGAAGUGUUCAGGCAAAUGCGCGAACUUAUCCAGCAAUCCCCGACAGUGACGUUUGCUUGGAUUGGAGAGUCGGGAGGCGUGUACAAUAGCGGCCGUGAUGGUAUCACCAACACGUUCCUCUUCAGUUUCUGGUAUUUGGACCACAUGGCGACAGCAGCCGUUUACGACACGAAGGUGUACUGCAGGCAGACGCUGGUAGGCGGUAACUAUGCCUUGCUCGACACAACUACCUUUAUCCCGAAUCCAGAUUACUACAGCGCACUACUUUGGCACCGUCUGAUGGGAACACGCGUUCUGAUGACAAGUUACAAAGGGACUAAGGACCUCCGUGCCUACGCCCAUUGUGCAAAACAAUCCGACGGGAUUACUGUACUUCUGAUAAACCUAAGUGGCGACACCAUAGUCAAGACAAAGGUGGGCCUUCGCAAACUCAUGGAGCCAUUGCCUCCUAAUCACGAACAAGCGUACAGAGAAGAAUACCACCUGAGCCCAAUGGAUGGGAACUUGCAGAGCCGGACAGUUUUGCUAAACGGGAAGCCACUAUUUGUCGGCCCAAGUGGCGCUAUACCUACGCUGAAGCCCAAGCAAGUAGUCUACUCGGAGCCCAUAACGGUUGAUCCGCAUACCAUUGCAUUCGUCCACAUUCCCCAUUUUCUUAUCCCUGCAUGUCAAAGCUUAUAUGUUGAUCAUGAUGAUAUGUGA